This is a messenger RNA of Triticum dicoccoides, 1516 nucleotides long. RefSeq names its product F-box protein At5g07610-like. Bases 33 to 1253 code for a protein of 406 amino acids. The record is from RefSeq and is a predicted model, not a curated record. The transcript is spliced from 2 exons. Gene Ontology annotation, molecular function: protein binding. NCBI's taxonomy places the organism in Eukaryota, Viridiplantae, Streptophyta, Magnoliopsida, Poales, Poaceae.
GCCGCCAACGCCACCGCUUUCUUCCGUCGGCCAUGUCCAUCCGCUCAGAUCGCUACCGCCGGUGGGAACGCCGCGCUCGAACUAGAUCACACGACGGCGACACGCCAAUCGAGAGGCUCAACGACGAUGUCCUCGUGGAGAUCAUCUCCCGCGUCCUGUCCAGGCAGCGCUGGCGCUGCAAGCGCGUGUGCAGGCGGUGGCUGCGCCUCGCCAGGACGCUGCCCCAGUCCCUCGCCGGCUUCUUCUACACCAGCAGCAACAAGGAGCGCUUCCCGGAGACCGCCCUCCACUUCUUCAACGUCUCAGGUGGCCAGGGGGGCCGCCCUUUCAUCUACCCCUCCUUCGCCUUCCUGCCCAGCCGCCGGCGCCUCGACCUCCUGGACUGCUGCAACGGCCUCGUCCUCUGCCGCUGGUAUGGCGUCUCUGCCCCGGACGACGAUGAUGACGGGUUCCGCUACGUGGUGUGCAACCCCGCCACGGAGGAGUGGGUCGCGCUGCCGGACAUUGACAUCCCAAACAGCUGCAAGGCCAUCAAGGAGUACAGAGUGCGUCUCGGUUUUGAUCCGGCCACGUCUUCCCACUUCCACGUGUUUGUACUUUCUUGGGGUGGCCGCCACCGCCUCGGAGUGGAUGUCUACUCGUCGGAAACCGGCACAUGGGUUUACAAUGAAGUGAGAUUGGGUGGAGAUGUCAACCUCUUUCAUCAUCUGAAGGGAACUGUCUUCCUCAAUGGCCGUCUCCAUUUUCACACUUUGGAUUAUCAUGUCUAUGAUGAUUCUGGUCGUUGGGUGGGGAGGGGUGUCCCUUCUAUAGCUGCAGUGGACACGGACGGCGAAACAUGGUCAGACUUUGGUUUUCCUAGACAUCUGCAGCGUGAUCUGGGUAUGGAGGAUGAUGGUUUUAUUCAGCUGUCGCAGGGCCGCUUGCAUUAUGCAAAUAUUACUCAGAGAAAUACCGGUAUUAAGACAGUAGUUUACGUUCUCGAGGACUAUGACAGAAGAGAAUGGGUACUGAAGCAUACCGUUAAACUUUCAGACAUGUUUGAUAGCAAAGACUACGGGAUUGGCUUUGAUUGGGUUGCGAUCCAUCCAGAAUGUAACGUGAUCUUCUUCACCCUGUGGUCAGGAAAUCAGUUCAUGUGUUACAACAUGGAUACUGGGCGAACUAGCCAGAUCCGCACUCUUGAAGAUGGCCGGUCACCGUAUCUGUCAUAUGUGCCGUUCUACUCAGAGUUGCAAUGUUUGCGCUCGUGACAUCAAUGCAUCAAUGCGGGGCUGCUGGUGUCUUUAUGAGUUUGAUCUUUGAAAGGAGACAAUUGUCCGUGCUUUGGAGCAAUGUGCUUGGUGUGUCUGCCUGAAUUUCGUUCUCAGCUUUUCUAACUGGAGUGCUCUACUGUCUACAUGCUUUUAUGCUUGGAGCAAUGGUGCUUCAGUAUGGACUAUGGAGCCAACCUGUGUUAUCUCUCUUAGAAUAGUUCUAAAAAUUUCCACUGAACUUCCUGUUAUAUGUACUUGUU